GCUGUUUUGCUGUAAACAUCGUCGCUCGUUCAUCUACUUUCUCUUGUCCAAUACAACAACAUCAACUCGAAUCGAAAUCGAAAUUACAAUGCUGCUCGCCCUGUUAACCCUAGGCGCCUCAGUCCUAGCCCAAACAUCCACACCGCUCACUCUCCCCCUCACUCCUCCAUCAAACGCCUCUCUCCCUCUCUCUCCCUCCUUCGCCUCCUUUUCCCUCGAGUUCGCUUUCAUCCCUACAUUCCUAGGCAACCUCUCUUCUCCCAAUUCGCUCUCGCUCUCCCUUCUACAGGAGAUUACGAGGCGCGCUGGGGAGCCACCUAGUUUCAGGCCGGGGGGGAUAACAGUCGACAGCAGCGAGUAUGACGUGACAAUUCCAGAGAUAGAGCUAGAUGAGAGCUCAACCGGCGGCAUCUACCGCACCACCUACGGUCCCGGGUACUUCUCCACCCUCUCCCUGCUCGACAACCGCACGCAGUUCGUCUUUGGCCUCAACUUUGGUAACAACUCCCUCGACAUCGCCCUCACCGAAGCGCAGGCCGCGUAUGCUGCCAUCCCAGCCAGCCAGCUGUGGGCACUCGAAUUGGGGAACGAGCCGGAUCAGUAUAACGCCGAGCAACGGGAUCUCUCUACCUGGAAUGCACAGACUUACACGGAGGAAUGGGUUAACUGGACAUCAACCAUCCAGUCCACCCUGGGUCUCACCAGCCCGCGCUUUGUCGCUCUCGGCGCAGCGGAAGACCCGACUUCCUCAGCACUGAUCACAACUGUCGACGUCGUCUCUGACGGGAUAACGCAGGGGAACACCGUGCGGGCCUUCUCCCAGCACAUGUAUCAGUACUCCACCUGCGACCCGACGCGGAACGCACUCGCUAUCCUGCCGAACCUUAUUAAUCAUAGGAAUAUCACGGCUUAUGUGGACGAAUGGCGCCCGCAGGUCGCCGCUGCGCAGAGUGUAGGCGUGCCGUUCUUUGUCGGGGAGUUUAAUAGCGUAAGCUGCUCUGGGAAGCAGGGCGUGACGGACACUUUUGGGCAAGCCCUCUGGAUAGCAGACACAAUGCUCUACGGCGCAUCGAUCAACAUCACCAAGAUGUUCCUGCACCAAGGUGCCGUGCUCGUCUUCCAGUCCUCGAUCCAAACCAACACUCCCGGAUUCUCGCACUACGACACCUGGUUCCCCGUACCUUCGAACGGCACCGGCGCAGGGGCAUCGCCGUCUUUCGUCGCGUACCUCCUCCUGGCCGAGGCUAUUGGGCCUAGCAACCAAUCCCGUAUCGCACCCAUCCAAGCUCCGGGGAACCUUGCGGAUAAUCUGGGCACGUACGCUAUUUGGGACCCGACGGUGAACACUACUGCCCCGGCUAGGCUCGUACUGCUCAAUAUGGACAUAUACAACGUCUCCUCACCCAGUCCGCGCCCCUCUGUCUCGCUCGACCUCUCCAGUCUGGUAGGAAGCGGAAGCGUCCAGCUGAAGAGGAUGACAAGUCCCGGGCUGGACGAGACGGACGCUACGCUCGUCACUUGGGCCGGGCAGCAGUUCCAGACCGGCAGCGCGGCAGGUACGGAGAUUAUCGAGACUGCCAAUGGGGCGAACGUCACUGUCUACGCUAGUGAGGGAGUGCUUGUCUUCCUCAGCGGCGGCGCGACGGCGGGAGGGAACCGCACAGGCGGAGGCUCGACUGGUGGAAGCGGGGGGAGUACAGGGAGCGAAGGAUCACAGACCUCGGGCGCGAGGAGGACGGCGAGUAUCUUUGGUUGGUGGAGGCACUAAAUAUCUGUACUAAGCUGUUGCGAAUGGACUUGCGGACUAUGACUGCGCUUCAAACAACUGUCCUUUCUCCUGCGAAUCAGAAGGUAUCUACCGCAACGGGGGAUAAGAGGACAAGGUAUCAAGGUCCAUGGUCCAUAAAUUCUACUCCUGUGGCCAUCACAGCGUCGACUACUCAUACACUCUGCCUCACGCACUCAUUUCCCAACUGGACCCAUCCUCGUCUGCAGCUCUGGACGACACAAAUACCGUUGACGCACUCCACCAUCCCCGCCCUCCGUUGAGCCGCAGUCUAUCCCGCAAGCGCCGCAGUUCUCAAAGCUGCUGCUCAGGUUGAUGCAUUCAGAGUGCCCGUUCCGCCUGCAAAGAGACUCGCCCCGGCUGCGACAUGAGGUCGGCCCGACACGGAGCUGCUCGCGAGCACGUCGACGUGUAGCUGGUGAAGAGCCCGCAACGCACUGAUUCACGUUCAGGUUGCAGACGAAGGCUGUUUUCGGGCGCUGUUAGGAAAUCAUGCAACUUCAUUUCCCCUGCAAAAUACACACCUGGAGUGUCACAUCCUUCCUGAAUUUGAUUGUGGGAAAAAGCUGCGUCGGAGUUACACGGGGCACCUGAACCGCCGCAGAUGCCGUCAGAGCCGCAAAAAUCUUUCUCAAUGGUGAUGUUCAGCCCAAGGUAUGACCUGGUAUAUCGAGGAAAACAGACCGUAGCAGUUGUCGUGAGAUGUACAUUUUGCACCAUUAUCCCCGC
Molecule: messenger RNA, 2515 nt
Organism: Dacryopinax primogenitus
Lineage: Eukaryota; Fungi; Basidiomycota; Dacrymycetes; Dacrymycetales; Dacrymycetaceae
Exons: 6
Coding region: 89-1768 (559 amino acids)
Source: RefSeq, a predicted model, not a curated record